UGGCGGAGCCAGCGUAGCAGAUAUUAUGGUGGGUUUACCUGCGCGCGAUCUGACGGCAACGUAAACAUUUGAGGCUAAAGGUGAAGCUAACGCGUCAAGCUACCACACUGUGCACAUGUGGAGCUGUUGGCAGCUGUGUUAGUGAUCACAGGAAGCCGCGGCUCGUCUCUCCAGCUGCUGAUGGAGCACAUCCGACUACCAAAGGUGGAGAAUGUCAGGCUGCUGGACAAAGUGUCCCCCAGGAGAAGUAGGGUGGGCACCUUUUACCUGACAGCCACGCACACCAUCUUUGUGGAAGACGUGGCUGGAGUGCGCAAUGAAACAUGGGUGCUUCACAGUUUGGUGUGCAGCGUGGAGAAACAGUCAGCCACGGCCUCGGGAUCUCCUCUGAUCAUCCACUGCAAGAACUUCCAGGUUCACCACUUCGUCAUACCUCUAGAGCGGGAGUGCCAUGAUGUUCACCUGUCCCUGCUGCGGCUCUCCCAGCCAGAGAGUUACGAGGAGCUGUACUGCUUCUCCUAUAAGCCGAACGUUGACGAUGAGGAGAGACGGCAGGAAUGGGACUUCUUGGACCUCAAGGCUGAUUACAGCAGAAUGGGACUCCCGAACUCCCUCUGGAAACUCUCCCCCAUCAACCAACGCUACAAGGUGAGCGACACGUACCCCGCUGACCUGUUUGUACCUGAGUCCGCCUCACCUCCGGUCAUAGUGGGAAGCUCCAAGUUCAGAAGCAGAGGCAGAUUUCCCACUCUGUCGUACUACUCCAAAGAAAAUCAUGCUGCCAUCUGCCGUAGCAGCCAGCCCCUUUCAGGUUUCAGCGCUCGCUGCCUGGAGGACGAACAGAUGCUGGAGGCCAUAUUGAGGUCCAAUCCCCGCAGCGACUUCAUGUAUGUGGUGGACACUAGGCCUAAGCUGAAUGCAAUCGCAAACCGAGCUGCAGGGAAAGGCUACGAAAACGAAGACAACUACUCCAACAUUAAGUUCCAGUUCAUCGGCAUUGAGAACAUCCACGUUAUGAGAAAUAGCCAACAGAAAAUGCUAGAAGUGUGUGAGCUGCGUUCCCCCUCCAUGUCCAACUUCCUGGAAGGUCUGGAGAGCUCAGGCUGGCUGAAGCACAUCAAAGCUGUUUUGGAUGCAGGCAUCUUCAUCGCUAAGGCUGUUGCAGAGGAAGGUGUCAGUGUCCUGGUUCACUGUUCAGACGGUUGGGACCGCACCGCCCAGGUGUGUUCGGUGGCGUGCGUGCUGCUGGAUCCUUACUACAGGACCCUCAGAGGACUCAUGGUUCUCAUCGAGAAAGACUGGGUCUCCUUUGGACACAAGUUCACUCACAGAUGUAACCACCAGGUCGGAGACCCCAAAGAGGUGUCUCCCAUCAUCGACCAGUUUCUGGAGUGCGUGUGGCAGCUCAUGGAGCAGUUCCCCUGUGCCUUCGAGUUCAACGAGAGGUUCCUCAUCACCAUUCACAGCCACAUCUACUCCUGUCAGUAUGGCAACUUCAUUGGCAACAACCAGCGGGAGAGGAUAGAGCUGGGAUUACGUGAGAGGACUCACUCUUUGUGGAGUUAUCUCUGGACGAACCAGGCGGAUUACAUCAACCCUCUGUACAGACCUAACCACAGCCAGACUCAGGGGCUCCUCCGACCAUCUACCGCCCCCUACUGCUUCAAGUUUUGGAGAGGGUUGUACAACCGUUUUGAUCGAGGGAUGCAUCCUCGACAGUCCGUCGAGGAUUAUCUGAGUGCCAUCCAAGAGGAGACGCAGCAGCUGGAGGAGCAGCUGGCUUCACACAAACAGAAAAUUGCUCAACUGGAGAAGGAGCAAGGGUGGAGGAGUGUUACGCAGAAAGCAGCCACUUUUGAUAAGAGCCCCACAGCGUGGGUUCAUGGUAAUGACCUCGCUCUGGCCAACACCCCUCAGGACUACACAGGGGGCUUCCUCACCAGCAGCCCCUGUCAGCCCAAAGCCCCAGACAGCAGCCUGAUCCUCCUGCCCAAGGACUUGAACCAGUCGUCUGAAACCAGCCUCUCAAACGGCAGCGAUCAGGAGUCGGGGAUCGCAGACCUGAGCUGCCGUUCACCCCUCAGUGAGGACAGCCCCAGAGAUCCAGACUCUGAUGAGGCUGCCUACUCAGCUGCCUGAGCAAAUGUAGCAUUUGGAUGAAGGUCCACGGGGCCUCUGAACAAACCUACACAUUCACCAAGUAACCCAGCUAUUGACUAACACCAACUUCUAUUUGGGUUACACAACUGACUUGCACUUUUGUUUGCAUGUGGUGUGGCAGACUCUCCAUGUUGCCACAUACAUACUAGUUAAUAGAUGUUUACUGUAGCUGACCACAUUUUACUUCUGACAGCGGUGAGAGUAAUUAGUUUCAACAUAGCAACUCCGAAUGUUGCUCACUGUCAUGUCUGAUUAUGGCAGAAUUAACCAAUAGGAGUCUGCAAUGGUGCAAUAUUGGAGAUAUUAUUAUUCUACUGAGGCCUAAUAUCAACACGCUGUGAUUUAGGGUGUAUGCUUGCAUUUUCCUAUGGUCUUCCUCAUACUUUUGUUUAUUCAUCAGGCAUCUGGCUUUACUAUAUAAGCACUUUCAGUCAGCAGCACCUUGAUAAUGAGUUUUCAAAGCAAAGAAAACUAAGACUAUAAUUUCAGUCUUAAAAUAAAAGCAAAAUAAUUGAAUAAAUGGUGAAAUAAGAACAGAAUUAAACAGAUCAAACUAAAGCUGCAACAAUUAGUCAAUAUUCAAUUAGUUUCCAACUAUUUUGAUAACUGAUUAAUCAUUUUAAAUCAUUUUUUUGAAGAUUUUUUUCUUUAGAAAAUGCCCCAAACGAUUAAUUAUCUGAGUUCAGCUUCUCAAAUGUGAGUAUUUUUCUGGUUUUAGUCUUUAGCCCCUGUAUGGCAGGUUAACAAAACGAGACAUUUGAGGACACCACCCAACAUUUUUCACCGUUUUAUGGACCAAACAAAGUAAUCAACAAAGAAAAUUCUCGCUAGUUGCAGCCUUAGAUCAAACAACAACAAAAAAACACAAAAAAAAAGCAGACUUGAGUUAAAGCUCAUUAAGGACGAGGAGAUGACAAAUGUGUACAGGAUGUAGGCUGUUGACAUACACACACUGCUAAUUAGCAUUCAGAAUGACUCAUCUCUGUAGAUGUUAAAUGCUGUCGCACGUUGUGGUACUACUCACAGGCCUGAAUGCGCAGCAGUGAUCAUGUUCUACCCCAAAUUUAGUCCAGACAGAAAUGAAUCAGCAAUUUAACCCCAAAGGACGUGUCACUCAGCACACCACAGUGACCUCAGCUGGGUUUUGGAGUCAUUACACUACAGUUAGCUGUGGUUCAUUGACACCUUGUGUCCACACCUGGGUACUUCACAUGGACACACAAAGUCAUGUAAUAUUUUCCCCACAGCAAGAUGUGAAAAACAAGCCUUUAAAACGAAACUUUAACCUCUUACCAAAGGGAAUCGAGUGUCUACUGGUAUAAAUAGUGCGCGUAGUAAAUGAUAUGACGGCUGGAUACUGAACCAGCAGACUGGAGCAUGAGAACACAAAUGCACCGCUGCCUCGAGCAGCAGAUUACCGACCAACUUUUUGAGUAUCUGUGUCGUCUCGACUGUAAAAUAAGCAUUAAAACUGCUGACUUGAACGUCGUAGUACACAUUAGGUGCACUCCAAUACUGCAAAUGAGCAAUGCACAAGGCAUUAACAAGCAAAGCAUGUUAAGAUAUUUUUGUACCGACCUAUUUUUUUUUCUUGACUACUGUACUUUUGCUUUAUUGCAUGUUGUUUUAAUUUGUAUCAGAGUCUAAACUGUCUGACCUCGUAUGAAAAGAGCUUUUUCUUUAUUUUUUAUUGUCGUGUUCAUUUGUUCAGGUGGAAUAAGAGCCAAAUAUGUUCAACCGAUUUAAAUGCAAAGUGUAACUUGUGUCAGUUUUCUUUUGAAAUAAAUAAUUGUCGUCAUAUUCUAAUAA
Larimichthys crocea (large yellow croaker) is the source of this 3969-nucleotide messenger RNA. RefSeq names its product myotubularin related protein 7a (gene mtmr7a). Gene Ontology annotation, cellular component: cytoplasm. Gene Ontology annotation, molecular function: phosphatidylinositol-3-phosphate phosphatase activity; phosphatidylinositol-3,5-bisphosphate phosphatase activity. Bases 181 to 2139 code for a protein of 652 amino acids. Gene Ontology annotation, biological process: phosphatidylinositol dephosphorylation. The record is from RefSeq and is a predicted model, not a curated record. The transcript is spliced from 14 exons. NCBI's taxonomy places the organism in Eukaryota, Metazoa, Chordata, Actinopteri, Sciaenidae.